AUGGGCCCAGGUUUCUCGCUCUUGGGGAUGAUUGUCGGGGUGUUGUCCAUUCUCUACUAUGCAAAACAAACGCAGAGAAUGACGGGCCUCAAAUUCGACGCAGAGUUCUGGGCGGUUGCCGGACCGCUGAUUGCCAUCCGACCGCCAAAGGGGCCUGCCAAUGCGUUGGAGCUCCGAGCCAGCGUCAACGCAGGUCUUUCGGCCAUGUUUAAAGACGCGCUGCCGGAGAGUAUAACAGAGACCAAGCAUGCGGUCAAGUCAUUCGACGGCGAGACGAUUGCGCUUCACCAAUUCACGCCGAGCACAAACGAAACCACAGCCACAAGCAAGCAAGCGGCAUUCAUAUACGUCCAUGGAGGAGGGAUCGUGGGAGGAAAUAUCGAACCAUACAGCCGGCCGCUCGCCGCGAAAGCCGCCCUGGAAUCCGGGGUUCAGAUGUUCGCCGUCGAGUACCGUCUAGCUCCCGAGUAUCCAUAUCCGACACCCGCCGAGGAUUGCUAUGCCGCUCUAAAGUGGCUGAGUGAGAAGGCAGGCGACCUGAACAUUGAUGCGUCUCGCAUAGGCUUGUACGCGUUGAGCGCCGGCGGCGGCAUAGCAGUGGGAGCAGCGAUGAUGGCGCGGGAUCGGGGCUUGUCGCCACCCCUAGCAAAGCAGAUCCUCAUCUACCCGAUGCUAGACGACAGGACCAGAGUUACAGCAGAGAAUCCUCUUUCAAAGUUUCUCACCUGGACGGACAGGUCAAAUCAGAUUGGCUGGAACGCAUACCUCGAGGGCAAGGCCGGAGAGCCAAGCAUACCGCCGCAAGCGUCACCAGGACGAGCGACUGAUGUCGCAGACCUCCCCUAUACGUACAUUGACAUCGGCGGGGUUGAUUUAUUCUGUGCCGAGGCGGUGGCAUUUGCAAGCAAGCUUGCAUCAGCCAAUGUGCAGAUGGAGUUGCAUGUUUACCCUGGCCUCCCUCACAUCUUCGAUCUCUUCGCCCCUACAAUAGGACUCACGCAACUUGCUAGAGAAAAUAGGCUUAAAGCGGUCAGGAGUCUUUGA
Molecule: messenger RNA, 1044 nt
Organism: Colletotrichum orchidophilum
Lineage: Eukaryota; Fungi; Ascomycota; Sordariomycetes; Glomerellales; Glomerellaceae
Exons: 1
Coding region: 1-1044 (347 amino acids)
Molecular function (GO): hydrolase activity
Source: RefSeq, a predicted model, not a curated record